Paramacrobiotus metropolitanus is the source of this 1610-nucleotide messenger RNA. RefSeq names its product calbindin-32-like. Lineage: Eukaryota; Metazoa; Tardigrada; Eutardigrada; Parachela; Macrobiotidae. The transcript has 12 exons. Gene Ontology annotation, cellular component: synapse; cytosol; dendrite. The record is from RefSeq and is a predicted model, not a curated record. Bases 218 to 1231 code for a protein of 337 amino acids. Gene Ontology annotation, biological process: regulation of presynaptic cytosolic calcium ion concentration; regulation of long-term synaptic potentiation. Gene Ontology annotation, molecular function: calcium ion binding.
UUUAUAGUAAUCACCCAAGUACAGUACAUACAGUACACAACGUCGUAAUAACUGUUGUAAGACAUUUAGAAGCCUUAAGCUGGAUUCCACGGACAACCAGCCCUAACUUAUGAUGCAUUCGGUUUAAUAGACACAUUUUGCAAGUUUUAAAAGAAUCUCUGCCAAGCAGACCAACUAAUAAGUAUCGGACGUGCAGUUCCCAAUAUAACAAAUUAAAAUGCCUAGCACAUUCCGUGGUGCGGAAGAGCUUUUGCGAAAAGACAGUAAGCGAAAAGGUAUUAAAACUAGGAAUUUCAUCGACUCCAAACUGCAAAAACAUCACGGAGAGGUAAAGCCUUUAACUGCCGACAAAUUUUUGGAUAUUUGGAAGCAUUAUGAUGCGGACGCCAGCCGCUUCCUCGAAAAGGAAGAAAUCCGGCGCUUCUUAAAAGAUUUCAUGAAUUCUGCGCUGCUGAGUUCGGCGUCUCCGCAAAAUGUUACGGAAACCGAAGCAGAUCAGCUGUACGAAUUGUUCAUGGAGGAGUUCGAUGAAAACAAAGAUGGCGUAAUAUCCAUUCGUGAGCUAACAGCCGUUUUACCGGUGGAAGAAUCAUUUUUUGCCCUGUUCCGAACCGUCAACCCACCUGAAAGUGGAAUAGAUUAUAUGAAGAUUUGGAAAAAGUACGAUGUUGACGGGAGCGGAUACAUUGAAUCAGAUGAAUUAAGAAACUUUUUGAGAGAUCUGCUUGCAAGAGCAAAACCACCGGUAAAAGUGGACGAAAAAACACUGGAAGAAUAUUCGAAGGAACUGAUGACACUGUUUGAUGUUAACAAUGAUGGUAAACUGGGACUGCAGGAACUGAUUAGACUGCUUCCAGCGCAGCAGAAUUUUGUAAAACUUACACUUGAUCACGCUCAUUCUCUUAAACGCCUAAAUCAGUCCGAUAUAAACAAGUUGCUGGACCGGUACGACAAGGACGGAAACGGAACGCUAGAGGGUACUGAGCUGUCCAACUUGGUACGCGAUAUUUUGGAAGAUCAAGUUGCAUUUACCGGGGCGAAAUAUGACGCACGGGAUGUGUACGAAAUUGAACAAGCAUUGCUAAAAGGAUGCGACGUUGACGGUAAUGGAAGGAUUGAUCGUAAAGAGUUGGCUGUAAUAUUGUUGGCAAUCACCCGAAGUGGAUUAGGCGGUCUUUACGCAGAAGCUGGGAAAGUUGCUCAAGAAAUUGGAACCCAUUCCAAAAAAUGAGCAACUAGUAGAGAUUUCCAAUCCACGUGUCUCGUAGCCGAAUUAUUCCCGUAAAGUAUUGCUGUCUGCUGUUCGCUUCGGCUUCACUCGAUAAGAAAAAGUUAAAUAACGCAUACGUACAUACUUAUUGCAUCAGGAAUUUUAAUAUUUGUCCAUAGUUAUACAGUUUUGUGGCAACGAUUAUUGAUUGUAGUGCUAUUUGUUCUUAUUUGUUAUGAUGUCUUUGAAUUAGUUACGGUCGAGUGAAUAUCGACCAGAUGUGCUAUAUGGUAACAGGAUAUCUCAUUCGCAAAAUUAAUAUUAUUUAACUUAGUACUGCACAGCAAAAAUAAAUUAAAUACAGUAUGAUAGUUCCGGAUCUCGUAAUAUCAAAAUAUUU